GAUUACCCCGCAUUCAGCUCUUCUGUUACCUUAAAAACCCGCCGAAGGUAGGUCUACUCGCUCGUUGAGAAGUGAAUCCCUCAAUCCAGUUUCGCAAGUUUGCUCAACGUCACGAUAUAACGCCAUGCUCGACCACGCAGGGUUCUCCGUCCAUCCAUCCAGAUUCGAGGAGGUUGUCAACUUCUACGCAGCUGCGCUGGCACCACUAGGAUAUACCAAGCAAAAAGAAUUCCCAGGAGUCGCCGUAGGCUUCGGACCAAGUCAACACAGCAUGCCAUUCUGGAUCGCGGCGAAGGAGGUCACUGCCGGUGCCGCACAUGGCCAUGUUGCUUUCUCCGCAAAGGACCACGAGACGGUUGAUCGAUUCCAUGCUGAGGGUAUCAAGGCUGGAGGCACUUGCAACGGGAAGCCAGGCCUGAGAAACAACUACCAUCCGAACUAUUAUGCGGCUUUUCUCCUGGACCCUUUGGGGAACAACAUCGAAGUUGUAGACCAUCUACCGCAUUGAGAAAUGGCAAGACGCGCCAUGGGAGAGGUUUCGGCGCCGUGGCGAUUUGUGAUGAAUGUUUCCGCCUUUGAUUGCUGGCACUUCGCCUAUACAAUAUACUGCCUCUUUUCACGUCCGACUGUGAACACGACGGUGCGCGUAGGGGUUAUUGACCUUCUAACUGGCUUUUCUACGCCUCCCUCGAGGUAUAACCAGCCUUAAAACACCGUGCCCUAGUAGCGUAACUAGAAUAUAGCCAAUUAGAUUCCUUAAAAUACGUAUUCUAACUUGGAUUGGAAGUACAUGGGGUUGUUCAGUCGGACGUGGGAGGAGGCGGUAGCGCAGUGUACCUGUGUAAACGCCCGUACUAUGGCACUCUUGAUUCCUUCCAUAUAUCGCUCACGUACACGUCACUGACCGCCAAACCAUACAUCGAUUGCUCAAAGCU
Westerdykella ornata is the source of this 935-nucleotide messenger RNA. Its product is annotated as glyoxalase/bleomycin resistance protein/dioxygenase. The transcript has 2 exons. The coding region runs from base 125 to 508 and encodes 127 amino acids. The record is from RefSeq and is a predicted model, not a curated record. NCBI's taxonomy places the organism in Eukaryota, Fungi, Ascomycota, Dothideomycetes, Pleosporales, Sporormiaceae.